CCCACGCAUUAGAAAAUUGGCCCCUCCACAUUUUUAUGAUAAUUCGAACACACCACCACUGGAUCACCAUAAUAUUUUCGUGUACCUUCGAACUACAAGUCGGUUUCUGAAUUCUUGAUACUACCACCUAUCAAAAACAUAAAUUAAACAUCAUAUAAUCUCCAUUACUUAAUAUCCUUAGUAGGGGUGUUAAAAUUGUUACCAUGAUAAUUAUGAAACCAAAUAAAUCUAAAUUAUGUUGACCAUAAAAUAUAAUAUUUAGUCGGUUUGGUCAGUUGGUUAACCAAGCUAAGCAAUAUAACAUACCAAUAACGAUGUGUUUUUCAAGGCUGGGUGGAGGCGAGUCUGGCCACUCCGCCGGUGAGCCGCCACAUCAGCAGCAUAUGGAUUUGUUCGGCAGGGGUAAGUGAAAUUACCUAAUAUCUUCGCAGUAGUAUAAGAAGAUAUUAUGGUGAUCCAAUCCAAUAGUGGUGUGUUCGAGAUUCUCAUAAAGAUGUGAUGGGACCGAUUUUCAUAAUGUGGGUUUGUAAUGGGAGUAGUUUACCAUUUUAUUAAAACUCGUGGUCAAAAAAUUUAUCUAGUGGGUUGCGGACGGUUAUCAUUUGAUGACAGUUACAAUUCUGGCGGAUAGCGGUUACAAGUCCAAACGGAUCCUACUCUGUCUUAAGCUAAGUGGACGGUUAUAAUUUCUUACUUAGUGUAUUUCUUCCACUGGUUGGGUUUGGUAUAUUUGUUUUCCUAACUUGUGAUAGAUUGGUUCGCAUAGCUUGUGGAGCAUCGUCGAUGGAGGAGAUGGAAAGUUUGUACUUGACGAUUGCUGCUUCAAGAAGUUUGCCGAAAGAAGUUUUCUUUUGCGUUUAUUUGUUUAUUUAUGUUCUUAGGCAUACUAACAGGGCUGCCCAUCGCGUGGCACAAACGGCCCUUGCAUCGGUAGCAACUCUUUUAGUUGACUACCGCUCUUUCAUUUUUCACCGCAUUGUAAUACCCUAUCUAUUACGAUCUAUCUAUGAUAAAAAAAAAUUUAUCUAGGGGUCGUUUGGAUCAGGGAAAUUGGACAGGGAUUUUGUCCAAAUUCUGGCCCGUUCAGGAAUUUAACUAAUAUCCUUGUUUGGAUAGGUCUUAAAACUAUCGAGAUUUGGGCCUCCAGAAUUUUCAAAUCCAGCCCGAUCCAUAAUUAAAAUUAGAUGCCAACCCUCGGGUAUUUUAAAAUCCGGCCCUAAUUAUUUUUUUUAUUUCCAGCGUGUCGACGAUUGUAAAGAUUACAAUCAAAAGACCUCCUCGGGAUCGCCGGUCAUAAUUGGUCCUCUUAAUUGGCCGGCCGGCAACAAUUUGGCAUCGGCGGCAAAAAGGGUCAAAAGUCACAGAGAGUUUCGUGCACCGGUAACUAGUUUUUUCUACGUUACUUUCCCUCGAAAAAACGACGACAUCUCCCGUCUCAGAAUAACAAGCAAAAGCAGCAGCAGAUCCAAAUGCUUCAACCAAUCUUAAUUUCUACCUCUUCACUAUAAAGAGGAAUAUGGCAAUGAUCAUCAAGAUAACAAACUUGCCAUAAUGAUCAUGGUAGUAGUAUUGGCGACCAUAAUGGUCAUUAUGGCACGUCCUUCGGUCCAGGAUACAGUUUCCAUUACCAAUCUCUUAAGCGACAAAAUACUGAUCGUGCAUUGUCGAUCCAAAGACGACGACCUCGGAGACCAUGGGGUAGCCAUCGGGGAUAGCUUCAGUUGGAGUUUCGAGCCGAACGUUUUCGGCGGGACACUUUUCUGGUGCAACCUCGCGGUCGAAGAUAAGCGUAUUUCUUUCAAGGCGUACGAGGAAUACGAAGAAACCUUCGGGAAGUGGUUUGUUCAUGACGAUGGACUUUAUGGGAAGCCCGACCGCUUUCCGAUCUUUAAGAUGGCUGCAUGGACGGGACCAUAAUAGUAAGAGCACAUGGAUUUUGUUAGAUCGGCAAGUUUAUGGUUUUAUAUAAGUUCUAAUUAAGAACGUCGUUCAAGUCGAGUGAUGGUUUUAUAGGUUUAAUUCUCUUUUUGAAUGUUGAACUAGUGUAAACCCCGCUCGUGUUACCAUUUCGCACUUUUAGCAAGAAGAGGAUUUUUUUAAAAGAGUUGGUAAUUUGAAUGUUGGUCAAAAAAAGUGAAAGGGUUACCUUAGCUCGUUGUUUUGGGAUGGCAGUGACUAGAUUAAUGGAAGGAGGAUGUUAUUAUAUUUUGUAAAGUGCCAAUUGAUGAUAUUGUUGAGAUAUCGGGAAGAUGGAGUUAAGAAUGCCAAAAAUUUAAUAGAGGUCGUGGGAAAUGUGGUGGUGGAAGAUAUCUUAGGAUUCCGCUGAUAUUGUUUUGAUCAGAUGGGGCUGUGAACAGGUGAGCGAAGCGCGCGGAUUGGAAGGAGUAGAUCUGGUAUGGAUCUUUGGUAUUGGUCGUGGCACACCUAGGAAGGGGAUAACAUAGUAUUCCUUGCUACAAUGUUUCGUGAUUAGUUGUGAAUUGGUGAGUGAAUUAACCAACAAUAGAUGAGAACUGAGUGGAAAAUGACUACUAUGGAGAAACCAAUGAACAAAAAUUGAAAACCUUUGUGGACAAUAACUGCAAUGGGAAAUACAGAAGACAAUAUAUGUAGACCAGGCGGACAAUAGUUGAACAUAGAUUGCCACAAGGUCGAAUGAUAUUGUUUUUUUUCCCCUCCUUUUUGUGCGAAUCGAUGGAAAGCAAACCAAGUUUUUAACAAACUCCAUAACCAAUUCAUUCUGCCAAUUACAAAAGUAGUAAAAAUCGUUCCGACCCAACACUCGUAAAUACCACGUUCAACACGUUGGUUUGUUAUUUGAGUGUGGGUCGGAUGAAAAAUGGGUCGAGUUUUAACAAGAUCCACACUCGAUCCAACUCGUCAAUUCAAAAAGUGGGUGAAACUCACUCCUGACCUAAAACUAGACAACAUCAUGUUCAACCUGCUCUAAUUUGACCGUGUCGACUGUUUUGUUUUAAUUUUCAGUCUGAGUCGGAUGGAAAGCAGGACAAAUUUUUAACAAUAUCCACACCCGAUCCAACCCAGGAAUUAUAAAAGCAGGUAAAAAUCAUUGCCGAACCUAAACUCGUUAACACUGAAUUCAACUCGCUUUGACCGGGUCGAUUGUGUUGAUUUUUAGGUGCCGAUUAGAUGGAAAGCGGGCCACAUUUUCCACAAAUCCAUACCCAACCAAACCCGUCAAUUACCAUAAGCCGAUAAAACACGCCAACACCAAAUUCAACUCAUUUUGACAUGUUCGAAUUAGGUUGAAUACUCAUGAAUUUGGGCUUAAUUGUUGUAAAAUAAAUACAACAAAAGUUUCAAUUUCACUGAAAUUUUGAAUAAGUGGGCCGAGUUGUAAACAAAAUUCGCACCCCACUCAACCCAACCCGUUAAUUAAAAAAAAGUAUCGGCUGUGGAACUAUCGUCCAAAGACCGUCGCAAAUAACAUACAUAUAUGUUAUUUAAUGACCUUGUCAGAGUCGCCGGCACCGUCGCCAACUAUCCGUCGCGAAAACAAUGGCAGCUUGUACACUUUAGGAUACACGUGUCGAGUUGUUAUUGGCUGGAGUCUAACGGGUUGGUGGUUUCAAGCGGCCGGAACCACGACGAGCCAUUGCAUUUUCCCGGUCCGACGAGGCGACGGCCGUCGGGAAACUUCAUCCCAUGCCAGACAAUGAUAUUUUUAUAGCAAUCAAAUAAAUUUUCAUUGAGCACGCGUGUAAAACACAGAGCACAAAAUGAAUUAUAUUAAAUUUU
Linum trigynum is the source of this 3759-nucleotide messenger RNA. NCBI's taxonomy places the organism in Eukaryota, Viridiplantae, Streptophyta, Magnoliopsida, Malpighiales, Linaceae. The record is from the annotation of a GenBank genome assembly.